Molecule: messenger RNA, 2224 nt
Organism: Saccostrea cuccullata (small rock oyster)
Lineage: Eukaryota; Metazoa; Mollusca; Bivalvia; Ostreida; Ostreidae
Product: threonine synthase-like 1
Exons: 10
Coding region: 86-2224 (712 amino acids)
Cellular component (GO): cytoplasm
Source: RefSeq, a predicted model, not a curated record
ACCAUUUUCGUGUAGAAAAAAUUGGAAUGUCGCGGAAAAAGUUGUCUGCUUAAUUUUCAAAGAUAUUGCGUAAUACUUGGCCAAAAUGCUGUCCACUUUGAGAAACUCCGUACUGUGGCGUUUUGUUGAAACCCAAGCCAUAACAUGUACCGCCUUUCGUAUCCGAAGUUUCCAACAGCAGAGGAGACUCAAUACCACAACCCGAAUUUUCUCAGAGAAGUAUAACAUCAUUUUAAUGGGAAGCCCAGGGAGUGGCAAGUCAACAGUAGCCCGCAUCCUAGCCAACAAGCUGAACAAACCAUCCAUAGACAUUGACAAUGAUGUGCUCGAGCCAAUGUGGGGUAAAAAAAUAUCAGAAAAAUUAAAGGAAAAGGGAUCUAAAGCUUUCAUUGAAGAAGAAGGCAAGGCUUUAAUGACUGUAAAAGCAGAGAAUAGCAUAAUAUCUCUAACUGGUUCCAAUCCAUUACAUGAUGAGGCUAUGCGCUACAUAGCUAACACAGGUUAUGUUAUUUUCUUGGACUAUCCAGCUAAGGGAAUUCUACAAAGACUUCAUAAAAUGAAAAUAGAUAGAAUAGUGGGUCAGGAAAUGGGAACCCCUCUCACAGACAUUCUGGACCACCGACAGAGUACUUACGAACAAGCGUAUGAUAUCCGAAUUUUGUGUGAGGAGGACGAAAGUCCAGAAUCUGUGUCAGAAAAAGUGGUUCAAGCAUUGAAAGUGUUAGAAGAAGACCAAGGAUACGUGUCGACCAGACAGGACGUUAAAUCUCAGAGCCCACAUGAAAGAACUACAUUAGGUGAGAUUCUGUUACAAGGACUGGCCCCAGAUGGGGGGCUUUUUGUCCCAGCUCUUCAGAUUCCAUGUUUAACAAAGGGAGAAUGGAGCCGCCUUGUUAACAUGAGGUAUCAAGACAGAGCGGUGAGAAUCAUGGAGAAACUUAUUAAUCCGUGUGAUCUCCAUCCAUCCAAACUUAGACUUUUCAUUGAGAAAGCAUACAACACUGAGUUAUUUAAUGACGAGAAAAUAUUUCCUGUUCGGCACCUGCAAGACAAUCAGUUUCUGUUAGAACUAUUUCAUGGACCUACCGGGUCGUUUAAAGAUGGAGCUCUUCAGUUAAUGCCACAAAUGUUUGUAGAUGCCUUAAAACACAGUCAGCCUAUGAAUAAUAGCAGGUAUAUUAUUUUAGUGGCUACAUCAGGAGACACAGGGGGUGCUGUCCUCGACGGAUUCCGCAGACAUGCUGAGGGAAGUGGAGUGGGGGUGAUUGUGCUGUUCCCAGAACAUGGAAUCAGUGAGGUACAGAGACUUCAGAUGACAUCCAUGAGUGGAGGCAAUGUGCAGGUGUUAGGUAUUGAUGGAGAUUUUGAUCUCUGUCAGGCUAUGAUAAAGAAAGCAUUUCAGGAUCAAGACCUUGCCAGCUGGUUGGAGGCCAAUGGGAAUUUCAAACUGAGCGCGGCUAACUCCAUCACCUGGGGCCGUCUCCUUCCUCAGAUCGUAUUCCAGGUGUCCUCCUACCUUAACCUUGUAGAACAAAAGGUCAUCUCUCUCGGUGAUGAAGUGGACGUUUCCAUACCAACAGGCAACUUUGGAAAUAUACUAGGAGCUUUUUAUGCUCAGGCCAUGGGAAUUCCAUUCAGAAGACUUAUAUGUGCGUCCAACACUAACAACACCCUAACAGAAUUCAUCAACUCUGGAAAGUACGAUAUACGAUCCCGUCAACUCCAGAAGACUCAGUCGCCGGCCAUAGAUAUACUGAAAGCCUCGAAUUUAGAACGCUUCAUCUAUCACAUGUCAAACAGGGACUAUCAGCUAGUACGCAAAUGCUUCAAGGACCUUGAGGAAAAUCAGUGUUUUGAAGUGACUGGCCAGGUUUGUGCAAAAAUGAAUGAUGAAAAGUACGGAUAUCUACUGGAUCCACACACAGCGAUCGCGAAGUUUGUGGCAGAUCUUGUAAAUGACGGAGAUGUUCCAAUGAUCAUCAAUGCUACGGCCCACUACUCCAAAUUCAUACCUCAGGUUUUACAGGCCCUGGGACGUAAAAAAGACAUGAAGGACAAGUCGGUGUCGGAAUUGUUUGAAAUGGCCCACAAAAUCACCGAAGCUCCCAGCAUGCAUAGCAAAUUAGAAGAAUGUGUGAAGUCGGCAUCUGUCUGUGAAAAAGUGCUAAAACCAAACUACGAGGAUGUCGAGAGAGAAAUCAAAAUAUUCUCCCAUAAGAUUUAG